CAUACACCCCAUUGUUCCUCGAUACCCUCGACUUUAAAUAGCAGCUCCUCUUUCGCAGAAGCCCUCUCUCUGCUUUCUCCAUACAUUCAGCCGCAAACCAGGGGUUUGAUUUGAAGGCAAAAUGGCUGAAAGGCACCAGCACCCAAAUAUUAUGCGGAAGGUAGCUGGUCAGCUCCAUCUCAGUUCCAGCAUUUCCCAAGAUGUUCAAAAUCACUAUGGCAGUUUCCAAAGUCCUGCUCUGUACCAGAGGCGUUCUGCCUUUGGAAAUUAUUCUAAUGUGGUAUUGCAGUAUCCCAUGACCCAGUCAUGUCAAGCUACCCAAGAUCUGUCAUUGAUUGCCUCAACUGCUUCACCUGUGUUUGUUCAAGCCCCCCAGGAGAAAGGUUUUGCCAGCUUUGCUGUCGAUUUUCUUAUGGGAGGAGUUUCUGCAGCUGUGUCUAAAACAGCAGCUGCUCCAAUUGAGCGUGUGAAGCUUUUGAUCCAAAAUCAGGAUGAAAUGAUUAAAGCUGGACGGCUCUCUGAACCCUACAAGGGAAUUGGAGAUUGUUUUAGCCGAACAAUCAAAGAUGAAGGAUUUGCAUCAUUAUGGAGAGGGAACACGGCUAAUGUCAUCCGUUACUUCCCAACUCAGGCAUUGAACUUUGCUUUCAAGGAUUACUUUAAGAGACUGUUCAACUUUAAGAAGGACAGGGAUGGUUACUGGAAGUGGUUUGCUGGUAACUUGGCAUCUGGUGGUGCUGCUGGUGCUUCUUCCCUACUCUUUGUCUAUUCCCUUGAUUAUGCCCGAACCCGUCUUGCAAAUGAUGCAAAAGCUGCAAAGAAAGGAGGAGGAGACAGGCAAUUCAAUGGCUUGGUUGAUGUCUACAGAAAGACUCUCAAAUCAGAUGGGAUUGCUGGGCUUUACCGAGGAUUCAACAUCUCAUGUGUUGGUAUCAUUGUGUACCGUGGUCUCUAUUUUGGAAUGUACGAUUCUCUGAAGCCAGUGAUCCUGACUGGAAAGCUACAGGAUAGUUUCUUCGCUAGCUUUGCUCUUGGUUGGGUUAUCACAAAUGGUGCAGGCCUCGCCUCCUAUCCAAUUGACACAGUCCGCAGAAGAAUGAUGAUGACAUCAGGUGAAGCCGUGAAGUACAAGAGUUCCUUGGAUGCAUUCAAUCAGAUCCUCAAGAAUGAGGGUGCGAAAUCUCUCUUCAAGGGUGCUGGUGCAAACAUUCUUCGUGCAGUUGCUGGUGCCGGUGUGCUUGCUGGUUAUGACAAGCUUCAGGUGCUUCUGUUGGGAAAGAAGUAUGGUUCCGGUGGAGCCUAAGUAAGACCAUCAUUUCAUGCUACUCCUUACACCCUUUAGUUCUCUCUAUAGAUGGUGAUGAAAAUCAUUUUUGAGUUAUUAAUUUAAGAAUUCAUCCAAAUCAAUUUUUAAGCAUUUGAAUAACAUAGCUUAGGAGGGGUUUUAUGACCCAAACAUCGUUCCUCAUUAAACAAUUUUUGUUCCCACAAACAUGAUUGUUGGAGAGGUUAAAAUUAUCCUCAAUGGAUUUGAAUUUAUAUUCAACUAUAUUUUUUUGCUUUA
Vitis riparia (riverbank grape) is the source of this 1564-nucleotide messenger RNA. RefSeq names its product ADP,ATP carrier protein, mitochondrial. Gene Ontology annotation, cellular component: mitochondrial inner membrane. NCBI's taxonomy places the organism in Eukaryota, Viridiplantae, Streptophyta, Magnoliopsida, Vitales, Vitaceae. The record is from RefSeq and is a predicted model, not a curated record. The transcript is spliced from 4 exons. Gene Ontology annotation, molecular function: ATP:ADP antiporter activity. Gene Ontology annotation, biological process: mitochondrial ADP transmembrane transport; mitochondrial ATP transmembrane transport. The coding region runs from base 122 to 1303 and encodes 393 amino acids.